Molecule: messenger RNA, 1625 nt
Organism: Theobroma umbraticum
Lineage: Eukaryota; Viridiplantae; Streptophyta; Magnoliopsida; Malvales; Malvaceae
Product: RING-H2 finger protein ATL52-like
Biological process (GO): protein ubiquitination
Molecular function (GO): transferase activity
Source: RefSeq, a predicted model, not a curated record
CUCAAAGCCAAAGCCAUGAGAAUAAAGUGGAAGAUAAGGAGAUGGACACAUCAACUUCCCAUUUCCUCUACUUUCCUUCCCUUCCCCUCUAAGCCCCCCUCCACCUCUGUCUUUCUCUUUCCAUUCUUUUUUAUUUUCUUUUUUCUUCUUUUAAAUACAAACUUAACAUAAAACAAACUUGUUCCAGAGACUGAAUAUGAGUUCUUCAGCUAGCACCCCAAAUCCUUGGACACCCUAUGAUACUUUUAAAGAUUGCUCACAAGGACUUUGUAGCAUAUAUUGCCCGCAAUGGUGUUAUCUUAUUUUCCCACCUCCUCCUCCUUUUAGCAUUAAUGACGAUGAUGAUGAUUCUGGAACAGAUUUCUCACCUCUGAUUAUAGCAGUUAUUGGCAUCCUGGCAAGUGUAUUUAUCUUGGUAAGUUACUAUACUAUCAUCUCCAAGUAUUGUAGACGGCGUAGGCAGGAUCAUACAAGGUUACAGUUGAAUGAAAGCAGGGAUGAAUUGAAUCAUGAUGGUUGGCAAGCUGGUUCAGAAGGGUUAGAUGAAGGUCUGAUAAAGUCUAUAACAGUUUGUAAGUAUAAGAAAGGUGAUGGUUUGAUUGAAGGAACAGAUUGUUCGGUUUGUUUAAGUGAGUUUCAAGAAGAUGAAAAUUUGAGACUGUUGCCAAAGUGUAACCAUGCUUUUCAUGUCCCUUGUAUUGAUGCUUGGUUAAAGUCUCACUCUAGUUGUCCCCUUUGCCGUGCCAAUAUUGCAUCCACCAAUUCUUUGCCUAUUCAAGAGGCGGCGGCGGCGGCUGCCACAAUCCAGGAAGCUCCCCGGAAUGUUAGUACUGUAUCUGCAUUUGAAUACCAGCAAAGAAAUGAUGCGAUUUCAGUGAUCCAGGAUUUGGAAACGGGUGUUAGAGAAGAGGCUGUCAUUACCCUUGUUGUUAGUGAUGAUGUUUGGGAUAUGGGGAAUGUGAAAGAAAGUAGCGGCAUGAUAGGAAUUGGACAGGAUGGGAAUGGAAUCCAACCAUUGAGAAGGUCGGUUUCAAUGAGUUCUUCUCUUUGUCAAGGCCAAGUUUUCUCUGUUGCUGAUAUAUUACGCAUUAGUGAAGAAGAUGAGGAUCUCCAAACGGAACAUCAUUUCCAAUCAUCAUUGGGAAUUGGAUCCUCAAAACAAUUUGAUGGAGAAUAUUGCAAGUCAAAUUGCAGAAAUGGGGUUCUCAAUCUGGUCAGAAGUCCUCUAGCAAUGAAGAGAUCCAUUUCCACAGGAAGAUUUAGGUUCUCAAGAAUCCAUAUCCUUACAAGGUGUCCUAUCCUAGAUUUCUCUCUGUAGAUUUGUUUUUCUUCCGAAAUCUUGUGGCCUAAACUCCACUUCACUCUAUUCUGCAUGAUUGAAUGAAGGAUCUUGAAUAUAACCAGUUGCAAUUGUUAAAAUUAUUUCUUCAAUCCAACCUCCAGGUAGAACUGAUUUGCAGAAAUGGAGAAUGGAAACAGUUAAACAUUGCGGAAGUUCUUUUCAUUGAUAUAUGAAAAGUGCUUACAAUGCUUUUGUUUUAUUUUUAUGUGUUCAUGAAUGUUGUAAAAAUGUGAUGUAGUGUUGGCAAAUCCUAAUCUAUGCCAGCUAGUUAAAGUGAAAAGAA